Trichosporon asahii var. asahii CBS 2479 is the source of this 816-nucleotide messenger RNA. RefSeq names its product enoyl-CoA hydratase. Gene Ontology annotation, molecular function: enoyl-CoA hydratase activity. Gene Ontology annotation, biological process: fatty acid beta-oxidation. Bases 1 to 816 code for a protein of 271 amino acids. NCBI's taxonomy places the organism in Eukaryota, Fungi, Basidiomycota, Tremellomycetes, Trichosporonales, Trichosporonaceae. The transcript has 3 exons. The record is from RefSeq and is a predicted model, not a curated record. Gene Ontology annotation, cellular component: mitochondrion.
AUGCCGUUCCAAACCCCGCCGCCCGAAACCCCUUCCGAGGCGCACAUCGUUGUGACCUUCCCCGCCGAGCACAUCCUGCACGUUGCCUUGAACCGGCCGCGGCAAUGGAAUGCCCUGAACAAAGUCACGAAUGAGGCCCUCGACAGGCUCUGGGACUGGUACGAGGCCGAGCCGAGUAUGCGAUGCGCGAUCAUGGGCACGACGACGGAGCGGGCGUUCUGUGCCGGCGGAGAUCUGAUCGAGAUUGGCAUCUCUCCCAUGCCGAAGAGCGGAACGGGCCUCGCUGGGCUUGCACGAAGAAAGAUCAAGAAGCCGAUCAUCGCUGCGCUCCGUGGCAUCGUUGUUGGUGGAGCGGUCGAGAUGCUGACCAACUUCGACGUGGUGGUUGCUGGAGAAAGCGCAGUCCUCAGCUUGCCCGAGGCGAAGCGUGGUGUGCCUGCUGGCGGCGGCGGUCUCCCGCGGUUGGUCUAUCUCGUCGGACGGCAGAAAGCGGCCGAGUGGCUCAUGACAGGCCGCGACAUUCCCGCCCGUGAAGCCGAGAGAGCGGGACUCGUGAACUGCGUCGUGCCCGAUGGCGAAGUUGAGUCCACAGCCUUCGACAUCGCCCGCCAGACCGUGGCCAACUCGCCCGACUCGGUGCUUCUGCAUUCCUGGGGCCUGAGGCUUGUCGAGGAGGAGAUGGGCUUUGACCGGCACAUGGACCGCUUCACCCAGUCGGCCAAGUACAAGGCCGUCACGUCUGGGGAGAACUGGAGAGAGGGCAUGAACGCCUUUGCGGAGAAGAGGGCGCCGAAAUGGGUCGACUCAAAGCUCUAG